AUGACGUCCCCACCACCAAGCUGGAGGCCAAAGGCCAUUAUAUUCGACCUCCUUACCGCCCUGUUGGACUCUUGGACUCUAUGGGAUGCGUGUACUCCGUCUGGGACCGCAUCAGAGGGCCGACUUUGGCGUGCGCGCUAUUUGGAACUUACCUUCAGCGCUGGCGCUUACGUCCCAUAUGAGCAGCUUGUUCACAAAGCCGCAAAGGAUGUUGGCCUGCCUGACUCGGCUCCCAAGGAAUUACUGGAAAACUGGGACAAACUGCAGCCAUGGCCUGAAUAUGCACAGGUAUUGGAGCAGCUGAGGCUGAAGGGUUAUAAGCUCGGCGUAGUAACCAAUUGUUCGCGACGUCUGGGAAAUAUUGCGGCGGGUAUAAUUGGAAAUUUUGACUCAGUUGUCACGGCUGAAGAGAGUGGCUUCUAUAAGCCUGUCGGAAAAGCUUACCAAGCUAUCUUGACGACUAUGGGCGUUCAGGCUCAAGACGCAUUGUUUGUUGCAGGCAGUGCAGGGGAUGUUGAGGGCGCAACAAAUGCUGGCAUGAAAGUCGUUUGGCAUAACAAGAUUGGGUUACGGAGAAAGGGUCAAUCGGUCCCACUCAAGGAAGCUACGAGUCUAGAGAAUGCUCUAUCAGACUUUAUGUAA
Trichoderma virens Gv29-8 is the source of this 642-nucleotide messenger RNA. RefSeq lists its product as uncharacterized. The transcript has a single exon. The record is from RefSeq and is a predicted model, not a curated record. NCBI's taxonomy places the organism in Eukaryota, Fungi, Ascomycota, Sordariomycetes, Hypocreales, Hypocreaceae. The coding region runs from base 1 to 642 and encodes 213 amino acids.